AUGACUACAGAGGCGCGCCGUAUCGCCCUGGCUUCGCCGUUGCAGCAUGGGAAGCCGCGUUUCGCGGUUGGCGGGCAGGGGCAGGUCGCGAGCGGGGAUGUCAAGCUGUACGAGUGGGUCAGAGAGAGGCAGGAAAUGCGGAUGAUAGGUCUCCAGACGGACCUUGGCCAGAUCAGGGCAAUGGCAUGGUCGCCCCACUCGACUUACCCCUCCAUCAUCGCUACCGGUCUAGUCACAGGUCGGACCACACUUCACUCGCUCUCAUCCUCUACUCUAGUGCCCUCUCCCAACCAUCCCUCCGGACCCCUCGCUACGCUAAACAUCAAGCACAAUCGCCCCGUCACCUCGCUCGCCUUCUCCCCCUUGGACCCAAACUAUAUUGCGGCCGGUCUCGAGCGACAUCGGUCCGACCAUUCCCUCUUGGUCUGGGACGUCGCGGACGCUAUUGCCUCUUCGUCUUCCGGCGUUCCGGCAGAUGGAGACUCUCGCUGGGCAAGACCGGGCGACCGGAUUGACGUGACGAACGCGCAUCCCACCUCGCGUAUCUCCGAGCCUCGUCAUUUGCAGGCGUACUGCGCGUCCGAGCUCGUCAACGCCUGCGCCUUCUUGCCGAGCUCAUACUCCCUCCUCGCAUCGACAAACAAUCGCCAGAUCCGGCUCUUCGACCUGCGCUCUUCGCACAGCUCUGCGCCCGCUCGAGAUGCCGCUGCAGCCGGGGCGGGUGCCGUCUUACAGUUCCAGACCAGGGCGGUAUAUGGCCUCACCCCUCAUCUGAGCCGGACGGAACGGUUUGCCUCUUUCGAAGUGGGCCAGGGCCAGGGACCGAGCGUUGUCCGGAUAUGGGAUACGAGGAUGGCGGGAGAAAUGCUCAGCUUUGAUGUGCCAGAGGCCGUGGUCGGGCUCGAGUGGAGAGGGGAUAGUCUGGGCGUGGGGUCGAGAGAUGGCGGGGUGAGCUUGUGGGAUGUCACUGAGGGCAGGGGGAGGAUGGACGAUAGGGACUGGAUGGCGAUUGGGGGAAUGAGAAAUGUCGUCAAGCCGCGGCAACAUCUACAAUCUUUUGCCUUUGCGUCAACCGGAACAUCAAGCGACGUCCUCUUCGUAGGCAAAGAUGGUAUCAUCAACAUCGCUCCUAUAUCCGAUACUCCAGCUAUCGCAACGAGCCCGCAAGGCGAUCUCGCCUUAUCCGUCACAUCAUCCGAUACUCGCAUUCUCACGCCAUCCGCUAUGACUCUUUCAGGAUCGACGCCGGCCGCUCACCGACCGGGCCCGCUUCCAACAGCCCGACCGAAUCGCGCCUUUCCCUCAAGCUCCUCAAAUACACUUCUGCCGCAUCAAACGUCCGAUGCUCAGCUACCCCUCACUGCGGCUGCGGGACCAUCUCGACGUCGACUGCCGCACGAGAUCCCCGAGUUUGUUGACGCGGAGAGUGAGGUGGAAGAGGUCGUAGAGGGGUUUGGGCGAUGGAGGGCCAUCAGCGGAGAGGACGUGGGUGUUGUUAUGCGCAGAAGGGCUGAGGCGGGGUAUGGGCUUGCUGAUGUGAGACGGAAUGCCGGGAUAGCUGCCCGAUACCCCGGCGCUGAGCAUUUAGAGGGAUUAUGGGAGACGGUCGGUCACCUUACUGACUAUAUGUCGCCAGAAUCAGCCUCACCCUCCGACCUAACUCAUCAAGGUAUCUGGGGCAUAUGGACCGGACAGCUCGCGCUCCCUACUGCAGCUCAAUCAAGCAGCACCUCCGGCCGUGCCCGUUCCACCGCACCUUCCGGUUCUAAGACGCGCGAACCGAUCCGCGAGAACUCGCGCGCGUGGGAAAGCCUCAAAUCGCAAGCGCAACCCAGCCAGAAUCUUACGCCCUCUGUCGGUGCGAGUACGGUGUCGAGGGCGCCGGUACCGACCGAUGAGCACAUUGCUGCUGUGGCGAAUCUGUAUCAGGCGAAAGGGGGGUCUGGGGGACGAGCGGGGAAGGGCAAGCAGGCUCUGCCGAGUGGGGAGCGGACGGCGUGUAGGCGGGUCAUACUUGCCCUGUGCGAGCAGGAGCCGUAUGCCCCAAGAGGCGAGGGCGACCAGCGGACAAGACAGGCCGCUUGGGCAUACUUUGCGAACGAAGAGGAAGAGGCUGUGCGGAUACUUCUUGAAAGUUCAGAUACUCAACAUCGCUUGAUUGGCGCAACGCUGGCAACAUCACUCAUCCGCUCCGGCUCGAAUCGGAAACCAAAUCGAGAAGAAUGGAUCUCGGUCAUUGAGGGGAUGGACGACCCUUACAUCCGAGCUGUGCUCAGGCGGGUCGGCGGAGAUAGCUGGGAGACCGUCCUUCGGGAAGGCGGAAAAGAGGGGUUGGAUCUGGUUGACCGGGUCAUCAUCGCUGUCAACAACCUGAACGAUAACGACUUAUCUGAAUUUCUGUACUCGCUCUACUCCUCCAUUAUGGAUCCCUCCUCCCCCUCAUCACUUCCCUCCGCCAUCCCCCUUCUCGGCCUAACGAACCACCUCGUCCCCGUCCUCCAGUCAUACCUCGAUAUACACGCAGAUAUCCAGACUACAUCCCUCCUCGCGGCGAUCAUUCCUACAAAACACCUCACUCCGGCUCAACGGACGAUGGUAGAACGGUGGACAGAGGGGUACCGAGAUCUGCUGGAUGGGUGGCGGAUGUUUGCGGUGAGAGUGGACUUUGAUGUGCGGCGGCAAGAGAAAGCGAGGGAGUUGGGUGGGGGUAUGCAGAUGGGCGAUAUGGUCAAAGGGAACUGCCCUGUCUGCAACCAUGUGUUGUCCCGCCAGGAACUGGACCAUUCUCAGCGGAAAGUGGCGCUGAAAGGCACGACGACGUGGCCGAACGAGCGGACCUAUACCUGUACAUUCUGUGGCAAUGCUCUACCCCGCUGCGUCAUCUGCUUGACGCAUGUCGAGCCGAAGUUCAAAGCUGGACAAGAUACUAUCGACACAGCGUAUGUAGCAUGCCAGACAUGUCGACAUGGAGGGCACGCAGGCCAUAUCCUACCGUGGUUCGAAGGCGGUCUAGACGGACAACUCGGACACGCCGUAUGUCCCGUAGUCGGGUGCGAGUGCGAGUGCGCCAAUCUAUAG
Molecule: messenger RNA, 3078 nt
Organism: Dioszegia hungarica
Lineage: Eukaryota; Fungi; Basidiomycota; Tremellomycetes; Tremellales; Bulleribasidiaceae
Exons: 14
Coding region: 1-3078 (1025 amino acids)
Biological process (GO): positive regulation of TORC1 signaling
Cellular component (GO): cytoplasm
Molecular function (GO): protein binding
Source: RefSeq, a predicted model, not a curated record